AAUACCUUUACAUAUCUCAACAGAACUCACAAAUCAAAAUCAUCUUGACCCCGGGCAUUGCAAUAAACAGUGCCUAGUGGGUUAACAUUCAUUUUGAUCAAUUGUCUGAAAAAAAACAAAUACAAAAAUAAAAUAAUAAAUUGCAGGGAUGGCAGGAGGAGCCAUUGAAACCCAAAGCCAUGCUAGCAAGAAGAAGUUCGCCAUUCUUGGUGUAUCUUCAAUCUUACUUAUUGCCAUGGUAGCUGCAGUGGCUGUUGGUGUAAAUGACGCCGGCCAAGUUGAAUCGGAAGGUGAUAACCAAAUUACAAAAUCACAAAAAAACGUUAAAGUGCUUUGUGGAACAACAGAGUACAAACAAACAUGUGAAAAGAGUCUUGCAAAAACAGGAAACAAAGACAUGAAGGAAUUGAUCAAACAAGCAUUCAAUGCAACAGCUGAAGAACUCGUGAAACAAAUACACAACUCAACACUCUACAAGGAAUUGGCUACCAAUGACAUGACAAAGCAAGCUAUGGAUAUUUGCAAAGAAGUCCUUGGUUAUGCAGUUGAUGAUGUUCAUCAAUCUAUUCACUCAUUGGAUAAAUUUGAUCUUAACAAAAUUGAUGAGAUUGCUUAUGAUCUUAAAGUUUGGCUCUCAGGUACACUUGCCAAUCAACAAACAUGUUUAGAUGGAUUUGAGAACACAACUACCCAUGCAGGACAAACCAUGGCUAAGGUUCUUAACGCUUCUUUGGAGCUAAGUAACAAUGCUUUGGAUAUAAUCAAUGGUCUUUCAGGAUUUGUGAAAGAUCUUAACUUGAGCUCUUUUGCAAGUGCUUUGAAUAAUAAUAGGAAGCUUUUGUCUGAAGAUGGUUUACCAUCAUGGGUUUCUCAAAGUCAAAGGAAACUUCUUGCGGCUCCUCAGAACGUUAAGCCUAACGUUGUUGUUGCACAAGAUGGUAGUGGUCAAUUUAAGACUUUGACUGAGGCACUUGCAACUGUUCCCAAGAAGAACAAAGUUCCUUUUGUUAUUCAUGUUAAGGCUGGUAUCUAUAAGGAGUAUGUUGCUCUGGAUAACCAUAGGGACCAUGUUACUAUUAUUGGUGAUGGUCCCAAAAAGACCAUAUUUACUGGUAGCAAAAGCUAUGGUGAUGGUGUGCAGACUUACAAUACCGCAACAUUCAGUGUGAACUCUGCCCAUUUCACGGCCUUUAACGUCGGAUUCGAGAACUCAGCCGGUGCCGCAAAGCAUCAAGCAGUGGCCCUCCGUGUAACAGCAGACAAAGCAUUGUUCUACAACUGUGAAAUGAACGGUUACCAAGAUACACUCUACACACAAUCCAAAAGACAAUUCUACCGCGACUGCACCAUUACCGGAACAAUCGACUUUGUCUUUGGUGAUGCAGUUGGAGUUUUCCAAAACUGCAAACUCAUCGUUAGAAAACCAAUGGCAACUCAACAAUGCAUGGUGACAGCAGGAGGAAGAACCAAAGUUGACAGUGUAUCCGCCCUUGUUUUCCAAAACUGCCAUUUCACCGGGGAACCCGAAGUUCUUACCAUGCAACCCAAGAUAGCUUAUUUGGGAAGACCAUGGAGAAACUUCUCCAAGGUUGUUAUCGUGGAUUCUCUCAUUGAUGGUCUCUUUGUACCAGAGGGUUACAUGCCAUGGAUGGGAAAUCUUUUCAAGGAGACAUGCACUUAUUUGGAAUACAACAACAAGGGUGCUGGUGCUGCCACUAAUCUUAGAGUGAAAUGGCCAGGUGUUAAAACCAUCUCUGCCGGUGAAGCUGCUAAAUACUAUCCAGGAAAGUUUUACGAAAUUGCUAACGCAACUGCUCGUGAUGAUUGGAUUACUGAAUCUGGAAUUCCCUAUGCAAUGGGAGCACAGCCAGCUGGACCCCUUCCAAGAGCUGCUUAAUUAAUUUAAAUCAAAAUCAAUGUUACCUCUUUUUAUAUAUUUAUGGAGCCAUCCCUGCAUGCAUGCAUGCUGAAUGCAAACCAUUUUGACAUUUUAUAUGUAAUAAUAAUGUUUCUAAUCAAUGAAAGUGAUCGUACAGUA
This is a messenger RNA of Medicago truncatula (barrel medic), 2038 nucleotides long. Its product is annotated as pectinesterase/pectinesterase inhibitor. Lineage: Eukaryota; Viridiplantae; Streptophyta; Magnoliopsida; Fabales; Fabaceae. Gene Ontology annotation, molecular function: enzyme inhibitor activity; pectinesterase activity. The transcript has 2 exons. The record is from RefSeq and is a predicted model, not a curated record. Gene Ontology annotation, biological process: cell wall modification. Bases 149 to 1897 code for a protein of 582 amino acids.